CGCAGCCCGCAGCCUGCCACCCUGCUCCGUGCCCACCAGCAUGUCUUUCGUCCCAGUGGCCGAGGAUUCCGACUUCCCCAUCCACAACCUGCCCUACGGCGUCUUCUCCACCAAAGGCAACCCAAGACCAAGAAUCGGCGUGGCGAUUGGUGACCAGAUCCUAGACCUCAGUGUCAUUAAGCACCUCUUCACUGGGCCUGUCCUCUCCCAACACCAGGAUGUCUUUGAUCAGCCAACUCUCAACAGCUUCAUGGGCCUGGGUCAGGCUGCCUGGAAGGAGGCAAGAGGAUUGUUGCAGAACCUGCUGUCCGCCAGCCAAGCCAGGCUCAGAGAUGACAUGGAGCUUCGGAAGCGUGCAUUCACCUCCCAGGCUUCCGCCACAAUGCGUCUUCCGGCCACCAUAGGCGACUACACGGACUUCUAUUCCUCUCGGCACCACGCCACCAACGUCGGAGUCAUGUUUAGGGGCACGGAGAACCCGUUGAUGCCCAAUUGGCUGCACUUACCAGUGGGCUACCAUGGCCGUGCUUCCUCCGUCGUGGUGUCUGGCACCCCAAUCCGCAGGCCCAUGGGACAGAUGAGACCCGAUGACUCUAAGCCUCCUGUGUAUGGUUCCUGCAAACUCUUGGACUUCGAGUUGGAAAUGGCUUUCUUUGUAGGCCCUGGGAACAAACUUGGAGAGCCGAUCCCCAUUUCUAAGGCCCAUGAGCACAUUUUCGGAAUGGUCCUUAUGAACGACUGGAGUGCUCGAGACAUUCAGAAGUGGGAGUACGUCCCUCUUGGGCCUUUCCUCGGGAAGAGUUUUGGAACCACCAUCUCUCCGUGGGUGGUGCCCAUGGAUGCCCUCAUGCCCUUUGCUGUGCCCAACCCGGAGCAGGACCCCAAGCCCCUGCCGUAUCUCCGCCACGACCAGCCCUACACGUUCGACAUCAACCUCUCUGUCACCCUGAAAGGAGAAGGAAUGAACCAAGCAGCUACCAUAUGCAGGUCCAAUUUUAAGUAUAUGUACUGGACGAUGCUGCAGCAGCUCACCCACCACUCUGUCAAUGGCUGCAACCUGCGGCCGGGGGACCUCUUGGCUUCUGGAACCAUCAGCGGGCCGGAGCCAGAGAGCUUUGGCUGCAUGCUGGAGCUGUCGUGGAAGGGAACGAGGGCCAUAGAGCUGGGGGCUGGACAGACCAGGAAGUUCCUGCUGGACGGGGAUGAAGUCAUCAUCACAGGACAGUGCCAGGGGGACGGGUACCGCAUUGGCUUUGGCCAGUGUGCAGGAAAAGUGCUGCCUGCCCUCUCAGCGGCCUGAGGUUCUCUCUGCUUUCCUGGAAACACAAGCCUUGAGCACUGCCCUCUCCACCUCCCUGCGGGGGACCAGGGGCCCCCACUGAGGCCACAGGCCUGGUUCUUCAUUCAGUAAUAAAU
This is a messenger RNA of Mesoplodon densirostris (Blainville's beaked whale), 1416 nucleotides long. It is a transcript of the gene FAH, whose product is annotated as fumarylacetoacetate hydrolase. Gene Ontology annotation, molecular function: fumarylacetoacetase activity. The record is from RefSeq and is a predicted model, not a curated record. Gene Ontology annotation, biological process: homogentisate catabolic process; L-phenylalanine catabolic process; L-tyrosine catabolic process. The transcript has 14 exons. Bases 41 to 1300 code for a protein of 419 amino acids. Lineage: Eukaryota; Metazoa; Chordata; Mammalia; Artiodactyla; Ziphiidae.